Molecule: messenger RNA, 745 nt
Organism: Vitrella brassicaformis
Lineage: Eukaryota; Vitrellaceae
Source: the annotation of a GenBank genome assembly
CGUAUGCAUUGUAUCGGUCUCCCCAUUCCGACAUGGCGCAUCUCACAGCAGCCACCACACACAUGCCCUCUGCCCAUUCACAAGUAUACCUGCUGUGUGUCUGUGAUGCGCUGUCUGCAUCUCGGGCACAGCCGCUUUGCCGAAGGGCCGCUCAUCAGCCGACCGGCACACUCACCACACAGACACAAAUGGCGCUGCACACACACAUGGUAGACACCAAACGGAAGGGACACAUGGAGGCAUCACGUGCAUGUGGGUGAGCUUACACAUGGGAUGAGAGGAAUGCUCUUGUCCUUGUCCAUGCACACAUCGCACUUCAAAUGUUCGCCCUCGUCCCUUGUAGCCAAAGGGGCGCUGUUGCUCGAUGGUGGUGAGCUGGGCUGUUGGUGCUGUUGGGUGCUGGUCGCCUGAGCAAGCGUGCAGAGGAAACAGCAUACACAAAACAUAUGGAUGUCGUGGCUCGCCCCCCUUCUUGUGUGUCGAGUGGCUGACUUUCAUUGUAUCUCUUGCAGCUGCCGUAUCAGCGCGUUCUCCUUCUGUUUGGCCUCGCGGCCUUGCUGCUCCAGCUGCCGACAGAGCUGGUCCACCAGACGCUCGCUGUCACCCGCCGAACACCAGCAGCAGCAGCAGCAGUGGCAUUGCCCCUCCUUACUGUGCUCUCUCGUCCGCCUGUGCUGGACGAUUGGGAGAGUGGAGUGGCAGCCAGAGUGGCGGCGGGAGGGCGGAAGGGGGGCGGCAUUGGCAC